AUGGCGUCGUUGAACCUGUCCAUCAACGGGCCUUCUAUAAAGAGCAGCUAUGCUGGAGUCGUCAAUGGCCCUCCUCCAGCCAGUCCUUCGGCCACGUACGCGCAGUGGGCGCUCUUCUCCGUGCAGGCUCCCUUGAUGAACGCCUUCCAAGAUAGCGCUUCCAAAGAGAGUAUCCUCAAGGUUGAGAACACGGGAGAUGGUGAGCUGGCUGAUUUAAUCGAGGAUUUCAACGAGGGCCGCAUUCAAUUCGCAUUUGUAAAGGUCAAGGAUCCCAACACAUCUCUUCCCAAGAACGUCCUCAUUGCCUGGUGUGGCGGCGGUGUACCGGAGCGUACCAAGGGCUAUUUCACGAGCCAUCUCAAUGCCGUGGCCAAGGUUCUCCACGGAUACCAUGUCCAGAUUACCGCGCGCUCUGAUAGCGACUUGGAGCCUGAAUCGAUCAUGCGAAAGGUUGCCGAUGCUUCCGGUGCCAAAUACUCUGCUGGCGGCUCCGGUGGUGAAGUUCGUGCAGCACCGCCCCCGAUCAAGUCAAAGCCGGUUUUCACUCCAACUGCUUCUAGUACUGGUAGAGCAUUUGAUCCUCUUGUCGCCGCUCGUUCUCGAAGAGACGAGAAUGUUGAUGCAGAAGGAUGGGGAGCCGAUGCCCCCCCGGUCACGAGAUCUCAGAUUGAAAAGGUCGAAUCUGCCUACAAGCCCACAAGGGUCAACAUGGCCGAGCUCACCAAGCAAAAGCCAGAAGGUUCCCGGUUUGAUGCCGGCAGCCGGCAGCCAGAUAGACCUAGCGACGUUAUCGGAGGAGGAUAUCAACCUGUCGGUAAGGUAGACAUCGCCGCUAUUCGAGCUGCCGCCCAGAAGAAGGACGAUGACCGGCCCACGCCCAUCAAAGGCGCAUAUGAGCCGGUUGGGAAGGUCGAUAUCGCGGCAAUCCGAGCCAGAGCUCAGAAGCCCCCUCCUGAGGAGCGAGAGGAAGCGGCUCCAGAGCCACAGCCUCUAGUCGACAGAGCCGCAGCAUUUUCACAGCCCCAGUCGGAGAGAAUGACAUCAAUGCCUAAGCCCAAGGUCGCUAACAAGUUUGGAGGCGCGUCCACGUUUACCGGUACCAAGGCGCCGACUCCAGGAGGCUUGGGCUUCGGCGGACCAACUCCUUCUGCGGCUGCUCCUGUUGGAGCUGCAAGCCGAACUUUCGCUGACGAAGGAGGCAAGACUCCCGCGCAGCUUUGGGCCGAAAAGAAGGCUAAACAGGGAGGAUCGACUGCGGGUGUUGGAUCUUCACCCGUCGCUCCAGCACCUGUUACUGCCCAGAAGAGCGGAGGUGAAUCCUGGAAGAGUGGCUAUACCGGAAAGUCUUGGGCACCUGUGCAAACAUCUGGCUAUUCCCGAGAUGCCCCUGCCGAGGCCAACGAACAGCACACUGGCAGCAGUCAAAGAGGAGUUGCCGAAGAUGCUGAUGACAACGGUUCAGGCGUUUCAGCUCUGAGAGAUCGGUUCAAGGAUACAUCGCUUAUAGGCUCAGCGCCAACACCUCCUGCGCCCCGCCACGAGGAAGAGGAUGAAGAGUCUGCUCCUCCUCCGCCUCGAGUUCCCGAUAGCUCUAGACCAUCCGGCGGGUUUGCUCUUCCCGGACUUCCCAGCCGACCGCCCGCUCCCGAAGAGGAGGAAGAGGAGGUAUACGAGCCUGCUGAGGGACGGGAGCCGUCACCAAUCCGAGUGGCCGCGCCCGUUGCCCGUGCCCCAGAGCCGGAACCAGAGCCAGAACCCGAGCCGGAGCCGGUGCCUGAACGACGGCCGAUGCCGCCUCCAAUGGCCGUCCAAGAACCGGAGCCCCCAGUCCCAGUGGCCUCUCGACCACCAGAGCCUGAACCCGAACCUGAGCCCGUGGCUGACCACGGAGCUGCCGCCGGUGGUCACCGCGCUGUGGUUCAGUACGACUACGAAAAAGCAGAGGGCAACGAAAUUGACCUGAUUGAGGGUCAGAUCGUGGUCAACAUUGACAUGGUAGACGAGGACUGGUGGAUGGGUACUAAUCACUUGGGCGAGAGUGGUCUAUUCCCCAGCAACUAUGUUGAACUGAUUGAGGAAGAUGUUGAGGCAGCUCAAGCUCCUGUGGCUGCACCACCUCCUUCUGCGCCGGAACCUGCCGGCCGUGGAGCUCCAAGCGCUCCUGCAGAAGCUGGGCCGACUGCUACGGCUUUGUACGACUAUGAAGCGGCAGAGGAUAAUGAACUGUCAUUCCCGGAGGACGCUAAAAUUACAAACCUUGAAUUCCCUGAUGAGGACUGGUGGUUCGGGCAUUACGGAGGUCAUGCUGGUCUGUUCCCGUCCAACUAUGUGCAACUGGACUCGUAG
Molecule: messenger RNA, 2346 nt
Organism: Pochonia chlamydosporia 170
Lineage: Eukaryota; Fungi; Ascomycota; Sordariomycetes; Hypocreales; Clavicipitaceae
Product: actin binding protein
Exons: 3
Coding region: 1-2346 (781 amino acids)
Biological process (GO): regulation of actin filament polymerization
Cellular component (GO): cortical actin cytoskeleton; site of polarized growth; plasma membrane
Molecular function (GO): actin filament binding
Source: RefSeq, a predicted model, not a curated record